GGGACCUACUGCGCCACCAUGAGUUUACAAGAUGGCGGCUGCAGCUACGCCAGCAGCGCCAACAUGGCCACCGCUAGUGGCAGCAUGCGGCGGCGCCUGGAGGACCAGGAGUUCACCCUGCGCGUCUACCCGGGCACCCUCGCUGAGGGCACAAUCUACUGCCCUGUCAGCGCCCGCAAGAACACCACAGCUGCUGAAGCCAUCGAGUGCCUCAUUGAACGGCUGCGCCUGGAGCGUACCAAAUGCUACGUGUUGGCGGAGGUGAAAGAGUUUGGUGGGGAGGAAUGGAUCCUCAACCCUGGCGACUGCCCUGUUCAGAGGAUGAUGCUGUGGCCACGAAGCGCCCUGGAGAACCGCAGUGGCCUGGGAAGCGGGGACGACUAUCGCUUCCUCCUGCGGGAGAAGAACCUAGAUGGAUCUAUCCAUUAUGGUGGAAGCCUGCAGAUGUGGUUGCGGGUGACUGAGGAGCGCCGCCGCUUGGUGGAAAGGGGUUUUCUCCCCCAACCUGCAGGGAGCGACCCUCCGUCCGACCUCUGCGCUCUCCCGGAGCUAACGGAGCGCGCACUUUUGGAAAGCCUUCGUGCACGUUUCCGCCAAGAGAAAAUCCACACUUACAUUGGGAGUAUUCUUAUUGUGAUGAACCCGUUCCAGUUCCUGCCAAUCUACAAUCCUAAAUAUGUCAAAUUGUACGACAACCACACACUGGGAAAGCUGGAGCCUCACAUUUAUGCUGUGGCUGAUGUGGCGUAUCACACCAUGCUACAGCGACGGAAGAACCAGUGCAUAGUCAUUUCUGGAGAAAGUGGAUCUGGGAAGACCCAGAGCACCAACUUCCUCAUUCAUCACCUGACUGCCCUCAGCCAGAAGGGAUUCGCCAGUGGGGUGGAGCAGAUCAUCCUGGGGGCAGGACCUGUGCUGGAGGCUUUUGGGAACGCCAAGACGGCCCACAACAACAACUCCAGCCGUUUUGGCAAGUUCAUCCAGGUCAACUACCAGGAGAGCGGCACUGUCAGGGGAGCCUAUGUGGAGAAAUACCUGCUAGAGAAAUCACGUCUGGUCUACCAGGAGCACAAUGAGAGGAACUACCAUGUGUUUUACUACCUGUUGGCCGGAGCCAGUGAAGAGGAGAGGAAGUCCUUCCAUCUGCUCAAACCUGAGGAAUACCACUACCUCAACCAGAUGACAAAGAAAUCACACAAACUCCACUGGGACAAUUACUAUGAGAGCGAGCUGCAGGACUGCUUCACAGUGGAAGGAGAAGACCUGAAACAUGACUUUGAGCGACUGCAGCUGGCUAUGGAGAUGGUCGGCUUCCUUCCCAGCACACGCAAACAGAUUUUCUCGCUGCUGUCAGCUAUUCUCCACCUGGGAAACAUCCGCUACAAGAAGAAGACCUACAGGGAUGAUUCCAUUGACAUCUGCAAUCCAGAGGUGCUGCCCAUCGUCUCAGAGCUGCUCGAGGUGAAAGAGGAGAUGCUGCUUGAAGCCCUGACGACGAGGAAGACGGUGACUGUCGGAGAGAAGCUCAUCGUACCCUACAAACUUGCAGAGGCCGGCACCGUAAGGGACUCCAUGGCCAAAUCACUGUACAGCGCGCUGUUUGACUGGAUUGUGUUCAGGACCAACCAUGCUCUGCUCAACAACAGGGACCUGGAGGACAAUUCGAAGAUCCUGUCCAUAGGAGUCCUAGACAUCUUUGGUUUUGAGGAUUAUGAAAACAACAGCUUCGAGCAGUUUUGCAUCAACUUCGCCAAUGAACGACUCCAGCACUACUUCAACCAGCACAUCUUUAAACUGGAGCAGGAGGAGUACAGGGCUGAGGGCAUUACCUGGCACAACAUCGAGUACAUCGACAACAGCGGCUGCCUCAACCUCAUCAGCAAGAAACCCACCGCUCUGUUCCACCUGCUGGACGAGGAGUGCAAUUUCCCCCAGGCAUCCAAUCAGACCUUGCUGGACAAGUUCAAGCGUCAGCAUGAAGGAAACAGCUACAUCGAGUUCCCUGCUGUUAUGGAGCCCGCCUUCAUCAUCCGACACUACGCUGGUAAAGUCAAGUAUGGAGUUAAGGACUUCAGGGAGAAGAACACUGACCACAUGCGUCCCGACAUCGUGGCCUUGCUGAAGAGCAGUAAGAAUGCCUUCAUAUGCGGCCUGAUGGGAAUCGACCCCGUGGCGACCUUCCGUUGGGCUGUGCUGCGUGCCUACUUCAGGGCCCUGGUGGCUUUCAGGGAGGCCGGCCGCAGACACACCCACAAAAAAACUGGGAAUGACGCAGCAGUGCCCUGUGCUGUUGUCAAAACUGUUGACAGCUUCAGUUUCCUUCAUCACCCGGUUCACCAGAGGAGCCUUGAGAUCCUUCAAAGAUGCAAAGAUGAGAAAUACAGUAUCACGAGGAAGAAUCCCCGAACCCCUCUGUCAGAUCUUCAAGGCACCAAUGCUCUGAAUGAGAAGGCCAGCUGGGAUGGCUAUGGUGUUGGCUGUAACGGUCGUAGCUCGAGGUCGGGUCGUCUGUCCUCUGGAAGUCCAGCUCUGGAAGAAGAUGGCAUUUUCCUCAACUCCUCCAACAGCAAGCUCCUGGAGAGAGCUCAGGGCAUCCUACUGAGAAACAAAAACUGCAAAACAAAGCCGGCUCUUCCCAAGCAUUUGUUAGACGUGAAGUCACUGCGAUACUUGGGCAGCGUGACGCUCCACGACCGCAUCACAAAAUCUCUGCUUCACCUGCACAAGAAGAAGAAACCGCCCAGCAUCAGCGCCCAGUUCCAGGCAUCUCUCAACAAGCUGAUGGAAACUCUCGAUCAAUCAGAGCCCUACUUUGUCAAGUGUAUUCGAUCCAACGCCGAGAAGCUGCCGUUGCGUUUCAAUGACAGCCUGGUGCUAAGACAGCUGAGGUACACAGGCAUGCUGGAAACCGUCCGGAUCCGCCAAUCAGGAUACAGUAUCAAGUAUACAUUUCAGGAGUUUGUGCGUCAUUUUCAUGUGCUGCUUCCUCGAGGCACGAGUGCAACAAAGUCUGGCAUCAGGGAGUUUUUCCGGCGGAUCCACCUGCCGCCCGCCGGGUAUCAAGUGGGCAACACGAUGGUGUUCCUGCGGGAGGCGGAGCGUCAGCGUCUUCAGACCCUCCUCCACCAGGAAGUGCUGCGGCGAAUCGUCACGCUGCAGCGCCGCUUCAGGGCCGUCCUGGAGAGGAAGCACUUUGUCGACAUGAGACGAGCCGCUUCUGCAAUCCAGCGAUGGUGGCGAUGCUGCCUCAUCAGACAGUCAUCCAUCGAUGCAAGUGUUGAGGAGGGGGCAGCGGUGUGUCUGCAGGCGGCCUGGAGGAGCUACAGGGAGCGCCGGAGGUUCCUGCAGUGGAGAGACUCUGCCGUAGUCAUACAGAGGAGCUGGAGAAACUGCUGUCAUCGCAGGACUCAGGCGGCCGUCACGGUUCAAGCGGCUUGGAGAGGAUUCAGGGAGAGGAGCCGCUACUGUGCCACGUACAGGACUGUGACGCAGUUACAGACAAUGGGAAGAGGACACCUGGCUCGACUCAGGUUCAUAGAAGUGAAGGAGCAGCAUGAAAAACAGUUACUCUGUAGUCCACCUGCAGAGGUGGAUGCAGGAGCCAUGGAGGACAUCACCACAUCAGGACAAGAAAGUGACGUCCUGGAUGUCUCCACAGAACCUGCCGAAGACUCGAAGCCUGUUUCGUUUGAUGAAGGAGAAACAGAGAGAGAAGAGGACUCUGAGCAAAACAGGAGCGUAGAUGAGACAAGUCAUAAGCAUCGAUCAAAAAGAGAGAGCAGACGAAUGAGAGAGCUGGAGCAGGCGCAGUUCAGCUUGGAGCUACUCAAGGUGAGGACCACCAGUGUGGGAGGCCCUGUGCAGGAAGACCUGGUCCCAGACAGCAGCACCUGUCAGCUGGAUGACCAACAGAGACACUCACCCCGAGGAUCUCCAGCUAGUCAUGGAAGUUUUGAGCUACUCAGUGUGGAAGACAUGGACACUGAAGGCUCUGCACAACAAGAACAUCCGCCAGCGUUGGAUGGUGAACUUCAUGAGGGACUGAGAGACUCGAACCACAAUGAAAAGCCUGGAAUUGAGCCGCCACACAAGAUAGAGGGUCCACGGGCAACAUUUUAUAUCGCAUCUGACCAAAGUCCAGUUCAUGAACCAAAAUUUGAAAGUCCCAAUAAAUCUUACACAGAGAGGAGGGAGUCCACCUCUCGAAGACCUGUAGUGGUGUUGAUCAGUAUGCAGAAAGAGAGCCCUCUGGAGGAGGGGGAGCUGCUGGCAGCCCAAACCCAAGAGGGAGCUUCUCAACCAGGAGCAACAUCAUCCAGUCCCCAAAUAGCCCACAUAGCAGGGCUGGAGGUAGGAUCAGUAGUCGAAGAGUCCAACUCAGACGUCUUCGGGCUAGAUGAGUCUUCAAGCACUCAAGCAGCGAGUCCAGAAGUAGCGGGAAUUUGUUCCUCAGAGGUGGACAUCCAGAUCGUCCUGGAGCCGAAGUCCAGUGUUCCCGCUCUUCUCCCCAGUCAGCAGGAGAGGAGCCUGGUCCGGCCCGUGAAGGAGGCUCCCAGCCCCGUCCUUGACACCAAACCACCUAAAGCCCAGAAGAAGAGCUCAGCCCAGACUGUGAUUGUAAAUAUGAUGGAGAAACCGUCCAACACUGUGUUCUCCCCACCCAGACGCAAGCUGCCCUUCUCCAAGUCAGACAAGGAUUUGGUGAACCAGGAAAGAUCUUUGGCCAUGUACAGAGACGACUCCAAAUCUGCUGGAUCCAGAAACAGAGAGCAGGUGGGCCGUCCAGGCCCUAAAAAGAAAGCUCGAAUGUCCCGGACACGCUCCGACUUCCUCACCCGCUGUAACUCUGAGGGGGCGACCCAGUCAGACGACGACGAUGAAUACUACAUCCCUGCCCACUCCCGCACGCUGCCCCCCUCCCUGUCUCCCUCAUGUGCCCAUCCCGAGGCUGACUGUCACAGUGACUCCGAGAUGUCUUCUCACAAAGAUCAGAAGAAGAUCCAUAAGACUAUGUCGUCAGGAGACCUGGGCAAGGUGGAGGUCCUCCGGAAAACAUCUAGUCAGGAUGGAAGCAGGAUGAGAGGGAAGAUGCGAUUCUGGAGCAAGACCAAACACAGCGAGAAAAAACUGUCAAGAGAGAAGCAGGCGAGCAGGAGCGAAGCUGCAGAGACACAUGAAGGUCCGUCUCCUCCUCACAGUCCAGACCUGGAGGCAGCUGCUCCACAGGGGGUCAGGGACAGCAAGGAGAACAAGGAGCUGUCUCCGAAGAUGAGGAGGCGUCGCAGCGUGAAGAUCAGCAGCAUCGCUCUGGAACCCGCCCAGUGGCAGAACGACGCUCUGCACAUCCUCACCUCGACCCACGACUACCGCACCAUGAACGACUUCCUCAUGAAGAAGAUUGCUGACCUAGAGUCUGAAGACGGUAAGAAGGACACCAUGGUGGAUCUCGUCUUUAAGAAAGCACUGAAGGAGUUCAGGAUCAACAUCUUCAACUCAUACUCCACCGCCCUGGCCAUGGAUGAUGGGAAGAGUAUCCGCUACAAGGAUCUCUACGCCCUGUUCGAGCACAUCCUGGAGAAGACCAUGCGCCUGGAGCAGAGGGACUGGAGCGAGUCGCCCGUGAAGGUGUGGGUCAACACCUUCAAGGUCUUCCUGGACGAGUUCAUGACUGAAUACAAGCCCAUGGAGGGAACCAUCGGCAGGGCUCCUAAACGUGAACGCAAGAAGUCAAGGAAAAAGGAAACUGACAUUGUGGAGGAACACAAUGGCCACAUCUUCAAGUCCACCCAGUACAGCAUCCCGACCUACUGCGAGUACUGCUCCUCCCUCAUCUGGAUGAUGGACCGAGCCUGCGUCUGCAAACUGUGCCGCUACGCCUGCCACAGGAAGUGCUGCUCCAAGAUGACCACAAAGUGCAGUAAAAAGUACGAUCCGGAGCUGUCGUCUCGGCAGUUUGGUGUGGAGCUUUCCCGUCUGACCAGCGAGGAGCGCACAGUGCCGCAGCUGGUGGAGAAACUCAUCAACUACAUCGAGAUGCACGGACUCUACACCGAGGGGAUCUACAGGAAGUCAGGCUCCACCAAUAAGAUCAAAGAACUCCGUCAGGGGCUGGACACAGAUGUGAACACCGUGAACCUGGACGACUACAACAUCCACGUCAUCGCCAGUGUGCUCAAACAGUGGCUCCGAGACCUUCCUAGUCCUCUCAUGACCUUUGAGCUGUACGAGGAAUUUCUUAGAGCCAUGGGUCAACCAGAUAAGCGGGAGGUGAUCCGAGGGGUGUAUUCUGUGAUCGACCAGCUCAGCAGGACACACCUCAGCACGCUGGAGCGCCUCAUCUUCCAUCUGGUCAGGAUCGCCCUGCAAGAGGAGACAAACAGGAUGUCAGCCAACGCCCUCGCCAUCGUGUUCGCUCCCUGCAUCCUCCGCUGCCCCGACACCAUCGACCCGCUGCAGAGCGUCCAAGACAUCAGCAAGACCACAGCGUGUGUGGAGCUGAUCAUCAACGAGCAGAUGAGCAAGUACAAAGCUCGCCUGAAGGACAUCAACAGUCUGGAGUUUGCAGAGAGCAAAGCGAAGAGCAGACUGACCUCCAUCAGGAGAUCCAUGAAACCCGUACUAAUUGCUGUUAGGUUUAUGAGCAUAACCCGCACUGCCACCCCGCCUAACUCAGCUAAGCUUAAGAGCAAAAGCCGCGUUCGGCAAAGCAGCACCAAUACGCCCUCGCCUCCUCACAGUCCUAAGACGCCCCCUGUGGUAGAUGGAGAGAGUGCAGGAGGAGGUGGAGGUGGAGGAGGAGGCGAAGAGGAUACAGCAGAGCCCGGACUGAGCGAGCAGCAGCAGCUGGCGAUGCAGCAGGAGGAGCGAAUCCUCACCGAGCAAAUUGAGAGUCUGCAGAAAGAGAAGGAGGAGCUGACGUACGAGAUGUUGAUCUUGGAGCCGCGGGCGUCGGACGAUGAGACUCCCGAAUCUGAAGCCUCCAUCGGCACAGCAGACAGCUCUGAGAAUAUCACCAUGGAGACGGAGGGAGCCACCCCCGACUCCUCUGAUCGCAGCGGCACUUAUCGCUCCAGAAUGUCGGAUGCUAAGGGCAGACGAGCUCUACGCCGCCAGCCUGACUCCCAGGACUCAGCGGACUCCACCUCCACCAUGUCCUCCUACUACCCCUCAUCCUCUUUCUCCUCCAACGCCUCUGGCUCUCCGUCCCCUCACUACCGCUUCCGCUCCUCCUCCUCCGGUCCCCUGCUCACCUCCUGCGGCUUGGGGACCCCUCUGACAGAGGCGGAGGGGGGGCAAAAAUCCGGUAAGACCCGUCACAGGCUCAGGCUGAGCCGCAGCUCACCACGAGAGCCCUCGGGGGGCCACCGGAGGGAGCCGGACUUCAGCUCGGCGCCACAGCAGCUGGUUCUGUACGGCAGCAACGAGUUCAUGGUGUGAUGCUGAGGAGGGAAGGAACGCCAGCCUGCCGCCCCGUCCAAGCUCAGAGGUGGGCGUGUGAGACGGGGAGGAGGGAGAGUCUGGGAUUGAACGAGGCUGGUCACGGGGCGAAGGUUCGUGCCCAGUGUCGCCUGCUGCCCCUCCUCAGUGCCCACACCCCUCCUCCCCCUGGUCCAGUCAAAAAAGCAGAGAGCUAAAAGAGGACACGACUGGAUGUUACACAGAGGGACAAAAACGACAGACGGUCAAAGGCAGAGAGAGCUAGAGCAGAGCGACAAAGUGAAAAGACGUGGUUGGCCAUGUGUGUUGACCUUUGACCUUUGCCCUCUGAACUGAAUGCUGUUUGACCCCUGCUGGAGCACCAGGGGUCCGCUAGAGGAGAGAGAGAAGAAGAAGAAGAAGAAGAAGAAGAAGAAGAAGGGAAGGACAGGUGAUGAGACGCAGAAAAAAAACCCCACACCUGCAAAGCCAAAUCUAUAGUGCCCCAUCUUUACUUUUUAGCAUGUGGGCAGGUGGUUGAAGCCACUCAGAAGAAAUGUAGCCAUACUGACUGAACUGGCGGACAUUUUGUCUGUAACCAGCGCCAAGCUAAGUCUGCUUUUCACGUUUACACGGGACACACCAGCCAAGAGGCUGCAUGCUUCUCCAUUACACUUUUUCCUACGCCAGUUUAAAGAGACUGUACAAAUAUAUGUUACAUCUGUAUGUUACAUAUUAUUAUUAUUAUUAUUAUUAAUUAUUAUAAUUAUUAUAAUUAUGUUACAGAGGAAAAAAGUGUAUAUAGAAAGAAACUCCAGUGCUGCUCCGGGGUCGUUCCUUGUUAUUUCCUGUCGUCUAUUUUGCAAAGUGAAGUGUGUGGGAUCCAGGUUCCACUUCUGUUUCUGUGCUGGUUUCCUGUCCUUCUGGAUUUUUUUUUUCUCUCUUUUCCUAUUUCACAAUGAACAGAGCCAGUUUUGGGUGAGAAAUAAUAGAAAGAAAAAGCUGUCACGUGUUCUUGACCUGAGGUGUCAAAUGUCAAUCAGCCAUAAGUGUAUUCAUGUCUUCUUCUUUUCCCAGCUUGCGUCCGCUCUUCCCUGCAAGCUUUCCUUUCGCCUUCUGUUUUCUUCACAUACAUCAGUGUUACGAUGUCAGGACUUGAAUUUUCUUUUUUUUAUGAUAUUAUUGCUGUAUUAUAGAUGUUGCUAUUGAAAUCAAAGAUGUCAUGUUUUUGUUGUCAAUAUUAUUAUAAUUUCACGGUUUGUUUUUGUUUAAAUGAAAGCCAUUUUUCUUUCCAGUCUGUGUGUGUGUAUGUAUG
Messenger RNA from Scomber japonicus (chub mackerel), 8731 nucleotides. RefSeq names its product unconventional myosin-IXAb-like. The coding region runs from base 19 to 7437 and encodes 2472 amino acids. Gene Ontology annotation, biological process: intracellular signal transduction. The transcript is spliced from 45 exons. The record is from RefSeq and is a predicted model, not a curated record. Gene Ontology annotation, cellular component: myosin complex. NCBI's taxonomy places the organism in Eukaryota, Metazoa, Chordata, Actinopteri, Scombriformes, Scombridae. Gene Ontology annotation, molecular function: microfilament motor activity; protein binding; GTPase activator activity.